This is a messenger RNA of Odontomachus brunneus, 2944 nucleotides long. Its product is annotated as fatty acyl-CoA reductase wat-like. Gene Ontology annotation, cellular component: peroxisome. The coding region runs from base 319 to 2820 and encodes 833 amino acids. The record is from RefSeq and is a predicted model, not a curated record. Gene Ontology annotation, molecular function: alcohol-forming very long-chain fatty acyl-CoA reductase (NADP+) activity. Gene Ontology annotation, biological process: long-chain fatty-acyl-CoA metabolic process. NCBI's taxonomy places the organism in Eukaryota, Metazoa, Arthropoda, Insecta, Hymenoptera, Formicidae. The transcript has 14 exons.
UUAUAGUCAUGUGCAUUUCUCUCUCAAUAUAAACGCGUCCACUAUUGAGUUCGUUUGUCGCACAUUUUGUUAUAAACGUAACUUGUUAGUUUCUAUAGAUUCUCUACGCGAUUAUAUCUUAACAGGGAGUAACAGUUUGAAGGAACACUUCUCAUCACAUUGGCGAAAGUUCGAAGAAUUUGUCAUCUAACCCGCUAUAAAAUAACAAUUUGCGGUGUUAAUUAGAAAUUGUGGAAUUUUCUUUGUCAACUGCGUAGUAAAAGUGUAUAUACUUAGAACGAAGGUUGAACGAAAAAGUCGCUUUCUUUGUGAAACAAAAUGAUACAGAAAAAUAAAGAUUACAUCGACGAAUUGCUGGACAUGUCAGAUCCUCGAAACACUAGCAAUUGCUCGAGCGAAGUCAUCCAAUAUUAUACAGGACGUAACGUUCUUAUAACGGGCGGUUCCGGUUUCUUCGGUAUACUUCUGAUAGAAAGAUUAUUGCGAUGCUGUCUGGGUAUAGGAAAGAUGUACAUAUGUAUGAAGGGGAAGAAAGGAAAAUCAGCAGAAGAGCGUUUCAAGGAGCACUUCGAUUGCGUUGUUUACGAUAGAUUAAAAAAAGAGCAGCCUGACUUUAUUACUAAAGUAAUAAUGAUAGAAGCCGACUUCAGCGAAGCAAAUCUAGGCUUGUCGUCGGAAAACCGAAAACAUCUCUUAGACACAAACAUAAUCUUCCAUUUAGCGGCGUCCGUGCGAUUUAAUGAUACGAUUCGAAAUGCGGUGCAUGUUAACGUGAGAGGAAUCAAAGAAAUUCUCCUCUUCGCGAGAGAGAUGCCGAAUUUAGAGGCAUUUGUUUAUACAUCAACCGCAUUUUCUCAGUGCGUGAACAAUUUCAUCGAUGAGAAAUUUUAUUCUCCGCCUUUAGAUACGGAUAAGAUACUGACGUUACUCAACGUUUUGGACGAUGAGAUGUUGAACAAAAUAACGCCAACACUAGUAGGCGAAUGGCCGAAUACUUACGUGUACACCAAGGCGAUUGCCGAGGAUACAGUGCGACAAUACAGCGCCGGGUUAUCAGCUUGCAUCAUACGUCCUUCGAUUGUAACAUCAACGGCGAAAGAACCAAUACCUGGAUGGAUCAACAACAUAUAUGGUGCAGUAGGCGUAAUUGUAGGCAGUUCUAUGGGUUUGCUACGUACUUUACAUUGCAUACCCGAAAAUACAGCGGAAAUUAUGCCCGCUGAUUACGUGAUAGCGAACAUUAUCGUUGCAGGUUGGGACACCGCCAAAAGAAAGGAUACUUUACUCAGCAUUGACAACAAAAACUCGAACGUUCCGGAAACCGAGAGAAUUCCGAUUUACAACUGCGUGUCGUCAACUCAAAAUCCUAUUACUUGGGAAAGGUUCAUGAAAUUAAAUGAGAAAUACGGCAAGCGUGUGCCGAGUACGAUGGUCAUCUGGUAUUACAUGUUCACGCUAAAUAGAUACCGAUUUAUGCAUGAGAUAUAUAUGAUAUUUUUGCAUAUAAUACCUGGUGCUAUACUUGACGUUCUGGCUUUCCUCAUGGGCCGAAAACCUAUGCUGCUGAAAACUUAUAAAAAAAUACAUAUAUUUUGCGAUGUGAUAUCAUACUUCUCAACGCGCCAAUGGCAAUUUCGCAAUGACUCUGUCAUAAGACUCUGGGAUAGUUUAAAUCAAACUGAUCGUGAGAUUUUCGACUUCAAUAUACUAGAUCUAUCUUGGGAAGAAUAUUUGAAGUACAUGAUACCCGGUCUUCGCAUAUACUAUGUUAAAGACCCGAUGGAUACUUUAAAAGAAGGAGCUGCAAAAAUGAAGAAAUUAAAAAUCGCUCAUUAUACUUUGUUAACCACUAGCUCAAUUUUGUUAAUAUGGAUCAUCGUAAAUAUUGUAACUUUUAUAAUGUCGUUCUUCAAAGCGAUUGCCGAGGAUACAGUGCGACAAUACAGCGCCGGGUUAUCAGCUUGCAUCAUACGUCCUUCGAUUGUAACAUCAACGGCGAAAGAACCAAUACCUGGAUGGAUCAACAACAUAUAUGGUGCAGUAGGCGUAAUUGUAGGCAGUUCUAUGGGUUUGCUACGUACUUUACAUUGCAUACCCGAAAAUACAGCGGAAAUUAUGCCCGCUGAUUACGUGAUAGCGAACAUUAUCGUUGCAGGUUGGGACACCGCCAAAAGAAAGGAUACUUUACUCAGCAUUGACAACAAAAACUCGAACGUUCCGGAAACCGAGAGAAUUCCGAUUUACAACUGCGUGUCGUCAACUCAAAAUCCUAUUACUUGGGAAAGGUUCAUGAAAUUAAGUGAGAAAUACGGCAAGCGUUUACCGAGUACGAAGUACAUCUGGUAUUACAUGCUCACGCUAAAUAGAUACCGAUUUAUGCAUGAGAUAUAUGUGAUAUUUCUGCAUACAAUACCCGGUGCUAUAUUUGACAUUCUGGCUUUCCUCAUGGGUCGAAAACCUAUGCUGCUGAAAACUUAUAAAAAAAUACAUAUAUUUUGCGAUGUGAUAUCAUACUUCUCAACGCGCCAAUGGCAAUUUCGCAAUGACUCUGUCAUAAGACUCUGGGAUAGUUUAAAUCAAACUGAUCGUGAGAUUUUCAACUUCAAUAUACUAGAUCUAUCUUGGAAAGAAUAUUUUAAAAACUUGAUGGUCGGUCUUCGCAUAUACAUUGCUAAAGACCCGAUGGAUACUUUAAAAGAAGGAGUUGCAAAAAUUAAGAAAUUGAAGAUCGCUCAUUAUACUUUGUUAACCACUAGCUCAAUNUUGUUAAUAUGGAUCAUCGUAAAUAUUGUAACUUUUAUAAUGUCGUUCUUCAAAUAAAAUUUUUCGUAGUUUGUUAUAAGCUUAAUUAAGCUUAAUGAGAUCAAUAUUAAAAAUAUAUAGCUAAAGUUUGUACAUUGUUUUCUAUGUCGAUAAUAACAUAUUGUAUUCGCUAAAACAGUAA